Bombus huntii is the source of this 2578-nucleotide messenger RNA. Its product is annotated as putative metabolite transport protein YncC. The coding region runs from base 1211 to 2518 and encodes 435 amino acids. Gene Ontology annotation, biological process: transmembrane transport. Gene Ontology annotation, cellular component: membrane. NCBI's taxonomy places the organism in Eukaryota, Metazoa, Arthropoda, Insecta, Hymenoptera, Apidae. Gene Ontology annotation, molecular function: transmembrane transporter activity. The transcript has 8 exons. The record is from RefSeq and is a predicted model, not a curated record.
AUACUUUCUAUUAUAAUAGUACAAUAUUUUUUGAAAUUACACUACUUCAACAUCUCUUUAUUAUAAGUUAUUGAAUUCUUUUUAUCGGCUGCAACGUAACACUAGAAAAUGAGCAACGUAAAAUUAGAAAAUGAUUCAUUAGAAUGGUUAGUAAAUUCAAGGCUAGCUUAAGAACUCAAGGCACAGAAAAAGAGAGAAAUCUUUUUAUUCAACGACUAUGGACGAGUAUGGAAUAAAAUAUUAAAACAUUAUAACUAUGUUCAUAAAAUUUGAUAUUUAAUUACAGGAUGUGGGCUUUGUCAUUGCUUUAUUGUUGGAUUAUGUGGUAUGUGUGCAUUUGCAGAAGCUUGCGUUCUUCCAAUUAUUUUAGUUAUAAUCCCAUUUAUGGCAUGUGAUUUAAGCCUAAAUACAAGCCAAGUGACUACUGUGUAUGCUAUGUUAACUUUAGGUACAUAUACAUAUAUAUAUAUAUAUAUAUCGAUAGAUUAUACAAAUGUGGCUUAUUAGUUUAUGCAUUUCUUACAAGAAUAUGACCAACUGAUAAUUGUUAAUUAUCAACAAAAAUUUACGUAUGUAAAUACAAGUAAAUCAAAAUUAUAUACAAUUGAAUAAGGUGAAAUAUGGUUUCAACGCUAUUUAGUUCCUCUGCUGCCGUAAAAACAAAGAUAAAGAAAUCUCAUAAGUUAAGCAAGAUAAAAAAAGAGAUUAUGAAACAAUGAUUAAAAAAGCAUAUUGCUUAGUAGAUAGAAUUUGUCGAUGUUGAGAAAUAAUGAAGAAAUCUUAGAUGAUCAUGAAAGUGAUCAUGAAAGGGGUUCUUUCUUACUAUCUUUUUAACAAUAUUAGUAACUAGUAAUGACGUCACAGGUCAAUUAUAUGUUAAUAUAAAUUACAAUGAUAGUAUAACCAGAGUUGUACCAACUAACCAAAUUUCUCCUCUAGUAUAACUAAUCAAGCGAGGUUCUCUUGCCAUUACUUUAACAAUAAGCGGAAAAUAAUCUGAUCACAUAUCAGGCAAUUACUGGUUACAUAAACCCUGUAAUCUCCUUGGUAGAAUGAAAAAUAACUGGUUAGCAGAGACCGUUUUAAAACCUCAUUGAUCCUAAUUCAAUGAUGUUAUAAAUCUUUUUACUUUGUGUCUUUACGUUUCCAAAUAAAAUAUAUUUAAAAUAAAUUAUAAAAUAUUGUAUAUUUAGAUAAUUUAUAAUAUUUGAUGAAAAUAAGAUUGUGUAUAGGAAUGGCUGUAGGAGCAUUUGUAUUCGGAAUAAUAAUCGAUGCAAGUGGACGUAAAGGAUCGAUUCCCGCCACUAUGAUCGCUGUGUUUUGCGCCACUAUCAGUUUAUCCUUUGCGCAAACUACUUUCCUAAUAUACCUUUCAAUAUUUGUACUUGGACUGGGAUUAGCCGGUAAUAACGUGGUUUUAAGAGUAUAUGUAAUCGAAUUUUUGCCCAUGAAACGAAGAGGCUUUUGUUUAGUUGCUUUGGAUGUAUUAGGAGUUAUUGGUUAUGUGUCUGCUUUAGGAUUGUCAUGGCUAUUGAUGCCUUCGAUCGUGCGAUUACAAAACAAAAAAUUUCGACCAAAUUCUUGGCGAGUCCUUAUAGGAUUAGGAGGUAUACCAAAUCUGAUCAUGGCAUGUGCGACUAGUUUAUUACCGGCAAGUCCUAGAUACUUGCUUUAUCGGCGUCGGUACGAAGAAGCGUUAACUGUAUUACGGCAGAUCUAUGCAAUUAAUAAUUCGAAGCAUGCCGAUACUUAUACAUUACGUACUUUAGACAAUUGUGUUCGACCAGACGAGGAAGAUGAAGAAGAUACAGGAAAUGUGAGUAAAAUAGUGUGGAAAUUCUAUAUAAAAACACGCAAACGAAUCCGCAAGAUAUGCAGCACACCAUUUAAAUGUACCACGAUAUUAGGACUUUGUAUCAACCUUUUACAAUUUCCAGGAAUCAUUUGGGUUGCUCUUUGGAAUACGCAAUUGUUUCAAGAAACAGAAAACUUUAACAAAUCAGCAAAGAAGAAUUCUACAUGCGUUGUCGAUAUAGAGAACUUGGCAUUAGGAUUUUUGCACAAUUGUCAAGAAAUAGACACGGAUCGUUUCAGAAUUCUUUUCUAUCUAUCUUUGAGCUACAUAUUAGGAGAAAUUUUGUUGCUAAUUGGCAUCGAUGUUAUUGGUAGAAAAAUAUUUCUAGUACUUUCAGGAUUAGUGGGAACAGCCGCGUGUCUUGGUUUAUUAUUUACAGUUCAUAAUAUAGUACAAAUCGUUCUUUCAUUGAUCAUACUAGCAGCUUACGCGAUUGGUCGUACGACAACUUCGAUACUUUUACUGGAAAAUUAUUUUACCGGCGUAAGGGGUACGAUUAUCGGUUUAUCCAGAAUAUUUCCAUACUUGGUUGGUAGUUUUACUAAACUCUUUCUAAAUAUACAGUGUCUUACUAGUAUCUACAUUAUGUCAGGAAUUUUGUUGAGUGCUGCUGUUGCAGGGUCACGAAUGCCUGACCUAACCCGAUUACCGAUGCAAGAAUAACUUCUUAAUGUUCAUAUUUUUAUAAUCUCGAUAAAUUAUAAAUAAUUCUCUAUGUCUAAC